Molecule: messenger RNA, 1711 nt
Organism: Chlamydomonas reinhardtii
Lineage: Eukaryota; Viridiplantae; Chlorophyta; Chlorophyceae; Chlamydomonadales; Chlamydomonadaceae
Exons: 5
Coding region: 170-754 (194 amino acids)
Source: RefSeq, a predicted model, not a curated record
UCUGAUUUUGCGACCGCGCCUGAUUCCCAGCUGGUUACCUUGCGCACUCCUGCAUUAGACACGGCCAAGGCUAACCAGAAACGCAUAACUUACGCACCUCAGCUCUCCAGCUGUCUCAGAGCCUGAAAACCUUGCAAUUGUGCCAAACACUGCGUGAACAAGGCCGACAAUGCCGACUUCCGUCGCGCCGCUGAGCGAGGAGCUUACCGUGAAGAUUGAGCACGGCGGAGUCGAGGACGUCGCUGCCCGCAGCGACCAGGACAUCACCGACGUCGAGAUGGCGCGCUACAAGGCGCUGGACGCGCGGGCGAAAGGCGUGCCUGUGGCCAACAAGACCAUCGCGACGCUGGCGAAGGACUCCCAGACGCUGGCUGCCAAUGCCGGACCCCAGAACUGGGGACUUACCGAGCCCGCCAAUCUUCUGGUGGAAGCGUCCAAUUACGCGGUCUACAACAAGGCGGCUCGCCGCAGCAACGCGGCCGCCCCAUCCGACGCGCCGCUUGUCAAGCUCAAGAAGGAGCGCGGCAGCGGCGCUGGCACAGUGCCGGCCUGCCCGCCCUUCCCCAUGCGCAAGGCGGACCUGCUGCACAACAUCACAGCGGCGCACAUUAACGAGCUGGAGCACUUCUACGAUGUCAAGUUCGAGGCCAUGGCGGCGCCGGAGCCGGCGGUCGGAGGCCCGGCGGCGACUGCGCGCUCCACCAAUCUGCCGCAGCGGCGCCAGCAGCUGGCCACGUUCCUGGGUGUGCCAUAACUCUGCUCGAGAGAGCGGGCAGAGCGCUACAUGCUACUGCCAAGGUCGGUCCACUGGCGACGAGCCCACGUAGGCCGUAGCAGAGAGCCGCUGCUGGGUGGAGCUGUCUACACGGCAUGCAAGGCAGUGCGGUGCAAUGCAGCCGCCUGGUAGGCAGCCGAAGGAACGCAUCCAGCAGCGAUGGGGACACGCGCGGGCAGCAUGGUUAUCAUUUUCAAUCGACCGACGGGGGCGGGAGUUGCAGGAGUAGAUAAGAGGACGACGCAGUGCAGUGCACGGGCGCGCCGCAAACCCUGAGUGGAGCUAGCUUCAUAUGUGUGGUUGUCGGCGUCUGUUCUCCACUGAGGCGUCACCUGCCAGCGCGGUGGUGUGGUGUGUGGUGUGCCACCACAUGGGCGCGGCCAGUCUUCCUAGCUGACUGAGCUGCCGAGGUAGGGAAGGAGGGAGGGAGGGCAAGGCGCUGCAAUACGCGGGAUACCAGGAGCCGUCACCUGCAUACGCGUGCGCUGACCUUGACGCACCCGGCACUCAUGACAAUACGGGGGGCUGAUCGGCUGCUACAUAAGCCCAUGCAUACCGGUAUUGACACACAGUACUUCGGCACACAGACAUGUAGGGACCGAGCGAGGACCGGAGGAGCAUGUGGGCUGUGUGUGGAUGCGUGCAGGCUGGGGCGGGGCCGUGUAGGCCGUGGGGCCGCAUCUAUCUACAAUGGAUGUUGCUGUGUGCAGACGUGUGUGUGGGCGCGACGGGUAUAGCACUGUAGCUGUGAGUAGUUAAGGAGGGCGGUGCUGGAGCUCAGGUUGCCAGCUGGGAUUGGGUGCGCCACCGUGCUGCAUGCGUGCGGGACUGGCCGCGCAGCAGCUCGAUGUGUGCGUGGCGCCGUGGCGCGACACGUUGGGCGCGCGAUGACCUUCAAUCAGUCAACUACGCCCGCUGCUGUAACAGCACGAUGAC